CCGAGGGCGGGGCUCAGAGCCAGCUGCUAGGCCCCGGCUGGGCUGGACCUGGGCGCGGGCCUGGUUGGGGCAGGAAGCCGGAAGCAGCCGCGGCCCCAGCUCGGGAGACAUGGCAGGCGUUAAAGCGCUUGUGGCGUUAUCCUUUAGUGGGGCUAUCGGACUGACUUUUCUUAUGCUGGGAUGUGCCUUAGAGGAUUAUGGUGUCUACUGGCCCCUGUUUGUCCUGAUAUUUUAUGCCAUCUCUCCCAUCCCCCAUUUCAUUGCCAAGAGAGCAACCUAUGACUCUGACGCAACAAGCAGUGCCUGUCGGGAACUGGCCUAUUUUUUCACAACUGGAAUUGUUGUCUCUGCCUUUGGAUUUCCUGUUAUUCUUGCUCGAGUGUCUGUGAUCAAAUGGGGAGCUUGCGGCCUUGUGUUGGCAGGCAACGCAGUCAUCUUCCUUACGAUCCAAGGUUUUUUCCUUAUAUUUGGAAGAGGAGAUGAGUUCAGCUGGGAGCAGUGGUAGCACUUUAUUCCUGACAAAAGGCGUUUGAUUUCUUAGACUUCGUACUAUUUGAUAUGUGCACAAGUGGCAUUUUCCUAUGAAUUUUAAUAUGCUGGGAUUUUAAUAUCUAUCUAUCUAUCUAUAUCAUAUUCACUUUAAGAAGAUCACUUGAGAGAAAGAUUAGUUUUUAUGACCAGUAAGUAGAGACCUCUCCAAACCUAAUCGUAUUCUUUGUUUGGCGGCUGUUCUAGUCAGGUGCUCUCAGAAAAUACACUAAGGCAGUCUUGUUGACCAGCUCGCACAAACAGUGCACCUGUGCCUUUUGCCUGGGGGCGUGCUUUGCUGCCCGAGGACACACGGCUGCAGGACUUCUCUCUGCCAUGGAUUCCCAAGACAGGCUGGUUCCGACACACAGACAGAGGGGGCUUCCUCUUUGCGUUGUAGAUAAAUGCGGUCCAUAGAUCAAAAAGCAACCCUGUCUUCUAGGAGAUUUAUUAGAAACACAGAGCCCCGAGACUCGACUCUGGACACAGAGCCCAACGACGACAUCCCAGGCAAGCCGUACGCACAGUGAAGUUGGCAAAAGCUCUGUCCCAGCGGAAAAAGCAUCCCCGCCAGGUCUGCCUCUUGGCCGAACCACCGAACUUCUGCGGGCAUUAGCUGCUCAUCUGUCAACUACUUCAGACUGAUAUUUAGGAAACAUUCAGACGUGCGCUACACGGGCCCCGCAGUCAUACUUGUGAUGUGCUCCUGGUGGGGAAUGGCUCUGUCUUUGCACUGUGGAAGGCAGCAGCUCUUUCCACAAUCCAAAUCUGUCCCCUCUGCCAUGCAGGGGAGGGAGGCCUGAGUGGGGAGAACUAGAUAACGGCCACUGCUGUUUGAUGUCUUCUUGUAUCCUGACAGACUCCUGAGCUGCUGCCCUGGGCUGCCUCCCUCUCCCUUUCUCCACCUCUGUCCAGCAGUUCUGAUGGGGCCUUAAUCGCUAGGGCUCUGACAUCUCCUUUCCGGUAAAGGCUAAGUAAGCAUGUGGUGGUAGAUUGCUUAAUUUUAUUUACAUGUUGAUGUACUUAAUUGCCUUUUAUGCCCUGUAGAAUUUUUUUUAUAUAUAUGUAAACUAUUAUGCCACCUUUAGGUGAGUUAUUUGGAAUAAAUAAUAUAGUGGAUCCUAUGAUCAUGCUUUUUUUUUUUCUAGAUCUUUCUGUCCAGGACCUACUGAGAAAGGGAAAUAGAGCCACUUGCUUAGAAUGUAAGCGAUGAUGUGUGAUAACUGACUUAUGUUCAAAACACCGAAACCUAAACACCUGUCAUCUGAGUAAUGCAGUCCUUUGUAUUCUGAACCAAUACCGGGACCAGGAGAAAAAUGAUAACCCGAGCUGGUAACGUGAAAAGUUAUGUUGUGGCCUUGUGCCUGGUUCUCAGUUUUUAUUGUCCUGUGUACAUACGGAAUUCUUAAAAGUUGUUGUCUCCCAUAUCUAUAUCAGAAAAAAAAAAAUCAUGUAGAAACUUUGUCAUUUCAACUAGCAUUUUAGUAACACUUGCAUGUAUUGUGUUGUAAUAAAUUUCACUUUGAACACAAAAGAAGAA
Molecule: messenger RNA, 2068 nt
Organism: Erinaceus europaeus (western European hedgehog)
Lineage: Eukaryota; Metazoa; Chordata; Mammalia; Eulipotyphla; Erinaceidae
Gene: LEPROT
Product: leptin receptor overlapping transcript
Exons: 4
Coding region: 110-505 (131 amino acids)
Biological process (GO): late endosome to vacuole transport via multivesicular body sorting pathway; negative regulation of growth hormone receptor signaling pathway
Cellular component (GO): endosome
Source: RefSeq, a predicted model, not a curated record